Molecule: messenger RNA, 1653 nt
Organism: Penicillium canescens
Lineage: Eukaryota; Fungi; Ascomycota; Eurotiomycetes; Eurotiales; Aspergillaceae
Product: MDR family MFS transporter
Exons: 2
Coding region: 1-1653 (550 amino acids)
Biological process (GO): transmembrane transport
Molecular function (GO): transmembrane transporter activity
Source: RefSeq, a predicted model, not a curated record
AUGGCUGAGAAAGAUCCCAUCGAGGGUCUACGCCUCCCCGAGGAAAACAGCCUGUCGACUGGCAACAGCGACUCUGGCGCAGACGAUGCGAGCGCCUACGAGCUGACCGGAAUUCCACUAUUCCUGGUCAUCACUGGACUUGGUCUUUCUAUUUUCCUCAUGUCACUGGAUUCUUCAAUUAUUGCCACUGCUAUACCUCGGAUCACGUCACAAUUCAAAAGCACCGGUGAUAUUGGCUGGUAUGGAAGUGCAUACUCCUUUGCGAUGUGCGCUUUGCAGCCUAUCGCAGGUAAACUGUUUGCAAAUUUUGCAAUGAAGGGCAUGUUCCUCGGAUGUCUUGCCGUCUUCGAGCUCGGCUCAUUGCUCUGUGCCCUUGCUGUCAAUAGUCCUAUGUUCAUAAUCGGGCGCGCUAUAGCCGGAAUUGGGGCAGCAGGUUGCUUUACAGGAGCCUUCUGUAUUGUCGCGGUUUCCAUCCCGCUGGUCAAGCGACCCUUCUAUAUUGGAAUCCUUCAGUCAACCUUCGGCAUUGCCACCAUAAUUGGACCCGUGUUAGGUGGUACAUUCACAGAGCAUGUGACGUGGCGGUGGUGCUUCUGGAUCAAUCUCCCCAUCGGUGCUGUCACUAUCUUGUCACUGGUUUUCUUUUUCAAACCACCUCCGCACAACUCAACGAAAGCUCCGUCUGUUCUUAGUAGACUGGAAAACUUGGACUUUCUCGGCGCUUUCCUUUUCGCUCCCGCCAUCAUCAUGAUCUUUUUGGCUCUUCAAUGGGGAGGGACCGAACACGCUUGGAAGAGUGCCACCAUCAUUGGCCUCUUCAUUGGAGGUGUGGGUCUUGGUGUUGUCUUUGCUUUCUGGCAAAUACGACGGGGUGACAAUGCCAUGAUUCCGCCGCGUCUGAUCACUGAGCGUACGAUGUUCUUCUCCUGUUUCAGCGAGUUCUUCGCCAUGGGUGCUGUUUACAUUUCGAUCUACUACCUUCCAGAAUGGUUCCAGGUCAUCAAAGGAGCCUCGCCCACGAAAUCCGGAGUUAUGUACCUCCCUUUAGCGCUGUCGGAUGUCCUCUCUGCAACCCUGACAGGUGCCUCACUCAAGUAUCUUGGAUACCCAAAUCCCUACAUGCUCCUUGGAACGGGCCUGAUGAGCAUAGCAACGGGACUCUUCUCUACCUUCUCUCAAAGCACUCCCCACCAGCAGUGGAUCCCAUUCCAAGUUCUCCAAGGCAUUGGUGUGGGGAUGACUCUCUCAAUGCCCUAUGUUGCGACACAAACAGUCCUCAAGCCAGAAGAUAUUCCUGUCGGCACUUCAUUAUUGCAAUGCUUCCAAUUCUUCGGCGCUUCCGUGAACCUCGCCAUUGCUGAGGCUAUCUUUGAGAACAAACUUGUCUCGCGACUGGACAGUUGGGGAUUUGAGGGCCAUGAGAUAGAGAAAAUUCUCAGUGCAGGCUCCGCCGAAGCGAGGAGCGUGGUUUCCGCAGAGCAUAUUCCAGGCGUCUUGCAUGCAUACAACUACGCGAUCACCCGAACGUUCUACGUCGCAACCAGUGUUGCUGCCGUUGCAUUGCUCCUCUCUCUCGGGAUUCGCUGGAGGAGUGUCAAGCCGAAACCCCAGCCUGAUGUCUCUGAUGAGGAGGCCAGAUCUUCAAUUCAAUAG